Messenger RNA from Rhizophagus irregularis DAOM 181602=DAOM 197198, 1141 nucleotides. RefSeq lists its product as uncharacterized. The record is from RefSeq and is a predicted model, not a curated record. Gene Ontology annotation, molecular function: monoatomic ion channel activity. Gene Ontology annotation, biological process: calcium ion import across plasma membrane. Gene Ontology annotation, cellular component: plasma membrane. NCBI's taxonomy places the organism in Eukaryota, Fungi, Glomeromycota, Glomeromycetes, Glomerales, Glomeraceae.
UUUAAUCCAUGCAAUUCUCUUUAACACUAUAGUCUCAAUUGAAUCUCAAAUCGUGCCAUCACCUGGAGAUAAACUCGGAUGGAAAGGUCCUUUAUUGUAUAUAGAAACAAUUAUUCCAAUGUUGUUUUUAAUUCAAGAAUUAAGACAAAUGUCUGGUAGAUGGCAAAAUUAUUGGUCUAGCUUUUUUAAUUAUUUUGAUUUAGCAAGCUUUGUUUUACCUCUUGUGUGCGAUUUAAUGGUUAUUGUGGGAAAAGAGCCACCGCAUAGUUUGAAAAGCUAUGCGGUUCUAUGUGUAUGGAUCAAUACGUUGCUACAAGCUCGGGCAUUCGCUGGACCCGGAAAAUUCAUUGCAAUCGUAAUCGAAAUUGGAAAGAAGAUUAUUACAUUAUUUGUAACGUUAUUCGUUUUUAUUCUGGGUUUUGCAAAUGCAUUAUUUGUACUCUUACGUGAUAUACAACCUUUGGAUAUAGUUCAAGAAUAUAAUGGGAAUAUAAUUGAUCAAAAUACUGGUCAAAUAACUGCGAACGUAUCAUUAUUUCAAACGCCCCAAGAAAAUACAAAUAUGUGGGAAAGAUUCGAUUAUUCAAUCUUGGCUACUUAUUUUUUCCUGGGAAUUGGAUGGGACAGUGUAACAACUUUUAAUCCAGAUCCCGCUUUGUACGCCAUGAUGGUAUUAUUCAGUUUCGUAGCUGUAAUCAUACUUCUAAAUAUUCUCAUCGGUUUAAUCACCGAGGUAUUUAGUGGGUCACUUCUAGUGGGACGACAAGCAUGGUUACGACAACGAGCAGAAUUAAUAGCAGAACUUGAACUCUUUAUGCUUUCACCAUCACAACGCCAGCAUCCAGAUUGGUUUCCUCAUUUAAUUUAUUAUGAAGCUCACUUAGAUACAAUAAAUAGUUGGAAAAGGAAAUUAUUUAUGGAAGAAAUGGGAGAAUUAGAUGCUGAUUUUGUUAGAAAAGAAUUAAAAAUUGUUAAAGAUGAAUUACAUGAUGAAUUAAAAGAAUUAAAGGGAAUGGUCGGACAUAUUAGACUUUCCGUAAGAAAUCCUUUUGAUGGUGGUAAUAUUGGACAUGAUAGAUCGGGUAGAAGUAGUAUGGUUUCUGUAUAAAAAAAAGUGAUUUUUUUUCUUUUUUAAAAAAAA